AUGGUCGAUUACGUCGUACUCGUACCUGUGGGUUCCAAGAUGCAGACACUACGGCACGUCGAGGCUGAUGUAGUAAACGCAGACAUCAAGUCUGCCGGGUCUAUUGGAGCUGGUGGUGUGGAGUUCUUGCCAUUCUACAACUAUGGAGGCGAGCUUGGGGAGCCCCCAACAGGAGUCAACUGGUCCACUUACGGGUUUGGAACUCCGGCUUUCCUUGAGUUAUUCACAUCAGCUUUGGAGGCCCAUAAGGAGGCUGGUAUGGUAAUGGACUUCGCACUUGGGCCAAAUCAAGGGCAAGGCAUUCCGGCUCACCCUGAUGAUGAAGGUCUACAAUGGGACUUGAUUUCAAACAGCCAGACGAUUCCUAGAGGAGGAGGUUUCAACGGAACCAUCCCAGGCUGGUCAAGUGGAGAGCUUGUGGCCGCCGUCUCCGCAAUCGUUGUAUCUCGAACGAACGUCACUUACAAUGUGACCGGGAUACUAGGUGUGACAAAGGUGACAUAUGAGGACCUAGUCUUACAAAAUGAUUCCCUAAUAGACAUCACAUCGAUGAUAUCCGAAAAAGGCAGAUUGAUUCUGAAAGCACCUUUGAACUUGCCGUAUGGACAUGACCAAGAGCUAUUCUUCUUUUACCAAAAGCUCUCGCACAAUCAGAACGUUCAUUUCGCGUCCAAUACGACCGCUACCAUCUGGGAUAAUGGGUCAUACGUAGUUGAUCAUUUUAGCGCUCAGGGCGCUAGGACAGUGCAAGCCUUCUGGGAAGAAUAUAUUUUGACGGACAACGUCAAAUUCCUCUUGCAAGAGGUUGGACAUUACGGCAUGUUCAGAAAGAUGUUUGGCUACGACCUCCGAACGUACUUUCCCCUGGUCAUGUUCGGGAACAACAACAUAGGUAUCCAGAACUACGCCCCUGGUAGCGUCCGCUGCACCUUGGAUACGCCAGAUCAGGGACAGGCUUAUGUUAGUGACUAUCGCGCGACUCUGACAGCAGGGUAUCAAGAGUACCUGACCACCCUGUCGCAAUGGCUUCAGAGUCUAGGUGUGAGACUCUCUGCUCAACCUUCUUAUAACUUGCCGAUGGACAUGGAAGCAUCGAUACCCUACGUCGAGGCCCCUGAAUGCGAGAGUCUCGGGUGGCACGACAGCGUAGAUGGCUACCGGCAGUUUUCGGGCCCAGCGAACUUGGCCAGAAAAAGGAUCAUCUCCAAUGAGCUGGGCGCGGUCUUCAGUCGAGCUUAUAGCCUCACGAUCCCAGAGUUGUUGUUCUCCAUGAACCGUGCUGUUGCAGGUGGUGUGAACCAGUUCGUCAUCCACGGGCAAUCUUACACUGGCAACUACCCCCAGACGACAUGGCCCGGAUUUACUGCAUUCAGUUAUUACUUUUCCGACUUAUACUCUCGGAAGCGGCCUGACUGGAACAAUGGCCUUCAAGCAGCCUUGGACUAUGUAGCAAGGACUCAGCACAUUCAGCAGAAAGGGGUUCCGCGCACUGACAUCGCGUUCUACAACAAGCAAAGUGCGACUAAUCCAAACAUUGUCACGCUAUAUAACUUUACUGAUCUCAUUUCUGGAGGAUGGUCUUAUUCAUACUUAUCACCCGACAACUUUAAUUUGCCACAAGCAUAUGUCGACAACGGCAUCCUUGCACCUGAAGAUGCGAAGUUCCAAGCCAUGGUUUUGCUUGGUUCUCAGAAUAUCACUCAAGCCUCUUUGUUCCAACUGAGGGAUUUCGCGGACUCCGGACUACCCAUUGUUGUGGUGGGCUCCACUCCGGGACAUUAUCUUACCAGGAACGCGACAGUCCCUGGUGACCAGGCUUUCAAUGAUACGUUGGCCGAGCUCCUGAGCCAUUCAAACGUAUAUCAUGUUGCCGAGGGCGAGCUAUCCCAGAAACUUGACUCGUUGAGUCUCAAGCCACGCGUCGCAGUGCAAACCAAUGGCACGUGGUACACGACAUGGCGGGAGGACACUUCGGAUGGUUUUGGUUAUGCAUACAUUUUCAGCGACACUAGCCCAGCAUCUGGCAAUAUUGUGGUCAGUUCCAUCGGCACACCUUACUUUUAUGAUGCAUGGACAGGAACUCGUGAGCCUGUCUUGAACUUCCAGACUAAUGGCUCUACCACUAUCAUUCCUCUCGACCUUGCCGGAAAUCAGACAAAGAUUAUUGCGUUUGCCCAACAACCUCUCGAGGGAGUUACAGCCCCAGGAGUUCAUGUCACAGAUUUGUCGUCAAAUGUCGUUGGGCUUGCCGCAGAGAACAAUAGCCUUGUGUUGCAUAUUGCUGCAUCCUCUGAUUCAACAUUCGUCACCUUGUCAACCAGAAGAGAAAUCCAUCAUACUAGCCAAGCGCCGGCCUCCUUCAAACUGGAAUCAUGGGUUCUAGAGCUGGAGCAUUGGGAGGCGCCAAGUAAUUUGAGCGACGCAUCCAUCACCGCCAUCAAGACCAAUACGACGCACCACCUCACCGAAUUGGUCUCGUGGAACGACAUCGAAGCGGCAACAAACACUUCUGGAGUAGGCUAUUAUUACACAAACUUCACGUGGCCACCAGUUUCAAUUGCUGGCUCUACCAAUAGCACGUCUCUGGGAGCUUAUAUAAAGUUUCCGCCGGUUCUGGAUGCCAUCACAAUCCACGUCAAUGGCGCUCGGCUUCCUCCCCUGGAUUAUACAAGCCCCACUGCCGACGUCACGCCGUAUCUGGUCAAUGGAAGCAACCAAAUUGUCGCGGUAGUUCCAAGUACGAUGUGGAACUAUCUUCGCAGUAUUUUGCCGGACCUCCGGAGCGCAGGUCGAGAAGUUUCGCAGUUUGCUGCACUUCCGAAGACUAAUAAUGGAUUAAUUGGGGAGGUGACUGUGGUGCCUUUCGAGAUUGUACAUGUUGGGAGCUAG
This is a messenger RNA of Diaporthe amygdali, 2889 nucleotides long. RefSeq lists its product as uncharacterized. The transcript has 5 exons. The record is from RefSeq and is a predicted model, not a curated record. The coding region runs from base 1 to 2889 and encodes 962 amino acids. NCBI's taxonomy places the organism in Eukaryota, Fungi, Ascomycota, Sordariomycetes, Diaporthales, Diaporthaceae.